AUGGAGGCUGCCCUGAGAAGGAUAACUAGCAUAGUGAAGGGUCUGUUCUGUUUAGAAAAAAAUAUUGAAAAUAUACCCAUUGAUUUGACAACAGUAAAUCCAGACAUGGACAAGGAGAAAAACAACACAAAAGCAAGACUUCAAAAAUAUGAAGAGCAAGAAUAUGAAGAUGUCACACUGUCAGAGGAUCAACCAGCUAAAGUAGCAGAAAAAGAAACCUCGAAAUAUAAAACAUUCAGAAUGCUUUCUGUACCCCUGAAGUCAGAGGAAACAGGAGAAAUCUGUCAAGAUUACUACCCUCCAGGCAUGCCAAAAACUCACAUGGAUCCUUCAAAACCCGAUUCUCAUAAGAAGAAAGAGAAAUCAAAGGGAAAAAAGGAUCAAACUCACGCUUGUCCAAAGGUUAAGAAAAAAAGGCUUGUGUCAUAUGAUACAACAGAACCAGAGGAUGAUGAUGUCACAAGACAUAUUAUAAGGCUAAGAGAUAAGUUUGGUUGGCAAACGAUGUUACCACAGCACUGUUCGGAGUAUAAAAGUUCCAAAAUUGCAAUUCAGAAGAUUAUUCUAAAGGAACCUUUAACAGAUGAUGGAGAAUUUGUAUAUUGCCUUCCUCGGAAAAAUCAUCAAGUUCUCUAUAAUCCAUAUGAUCUUCAGGUGGUCUCUGCCCACAGAGCUAGACAUUGCAAAGAAUUUUGGAUUAUUACUGCAUCAUUUAUCUCAAAGGUUACUAAAAUAGGUGAUGUAGAAGAAAUAGAACUCAUACCUACUUUGGAAUGGCUUUUAGAAAGAACAUGUUACUAUUUAUUACAGCAAUUCAAGAUAUUUUCCAAUUUUCGAGUUAAUAAAUCAUUUGUUACUUGGAAAUUGAAUGUUAGAAGAAUUAAGACAGAGAAGAGCAGGUCGUUUUUGUACCGCCAUCUUUUUUGGGCCGAUGAGUUAUUUCAAGGCUGUUUGCUUUAUAUAAAGGGACUUUGUGAAGAUGCAGUUGAUAUCAAAAAAGGUAACGAACACGAAGACCAUCCAUCUGCCAUAUGCCUCAUAAAGCUGGAUAGGUCUCGAACAUAUUCUCUAGAUGAAUUUUGUAAAGAACAGUUACAGCAAGCCACCCAGGCACUGAAGCAGCUUGAGGAUAUCAGAGAUAAAGCUAUUUCCGAAAUCAAAAAUACAGUUUUACAGGUGGCAGAAAAGAAAGAAAUUAAAGAAUAUUUUGAGUCAAACGUCUCUGAAGAUGACACAGUACAUUUCAAGCUGCCUAAAUAUCGAUGUUUAUUAGAAACAAUUUUGAGGUUUCUGCUACUGGUUGACUACAUAUUUCAGGAACUCAUCCGUCAACUAAUGAAUACUGCAAUCACACUACUUUUGGAAUUAUUUAAUAAUUCUGCUAGAAUGCCAUUUUCAAUGGAAAAAAGGAAUGAAGAUCUCAUUAAAAUAUACAAGAAUGUUUUCUCUGUCACUGAAAAGAUAACAGAUGAUUACGAAGAAUUUGUUGAUAAUUCAAACUUACAUGCCACUUCUGUUUUAAAGUCAGAAGUAAAAACGGAAGCAGAUAUUAAUGAGAUUUUGAAUAGGAUUAAAAUGGAUGAGGAUUUGAGAAAAAUAUAUGCACCAGUAUUUGAAGUAAUUCUACACUUGAGCGUUCAAGAAGAGAGUGAGUCUUCAGAAAUUUCCACAGAGAACUCUCAUGAGUCUGACAAGUCCUCCAAAGAAUCUGAGUUGUGUGAAGAAGAUGAGGAAUCAAAAAAUGAAGUUGGGUGUCUCAUGAAACACUCCAGUGAAGAACUGCAAAUAAUGAAGAAACCAAAAAAAGUCUCUUACAACUUUGAAGGAAUUCUUUCAGACAUAGAAAUCAUGACUGAGUUUGAGAAUAAAUACAUAUAUGAUGAAUUUUCGGAAUUUGCUACAAAUCUCUUCUUAGCUCCCAACAGAUUAGAGUUUUCGAUAAAAAUUCAAAAUAUGGUGACUGACAUUGAAAAAUGUAUAACCAAGAUUAUUCCUCUUUGCCGAGAUCCUCGCCUGUCUCUUUUUACUGAAUCGUUUUUAAUUACGAGUUUGCCUAAUAAGACUGAAAGUGGAAUGGCCUAUAAGAAGCCAGCCAGAUGGCCAGAUUGUCAGAUCCUUUUUGAGAUGGAUCCUAUCUACCAAAAUAAAAUUGCCAGUCUCCUGACUGUUGUUGGUAAUUCCAUGGGGCAAGUUAAUGUUUACAGCUGCAAGUUUAUAAAAUACUGUUCCAUGGUACAGAAGGCCAAAGCCAUGAGUAUGAAAAUCUCAUCGAUAGACGAAUUGACUUCAGUACAGUUUAACACUAUCCUGGCUAAAUUCAGAAACUAUCUUCAAUAUAUUAUUAAUAUGGCCAUUGAGAAACGCAUUGGUAUUUUCAAAGUUGUAAGUCUCAAUUAUCAGUCAGAAUGCUUACCAUAUGUUGAGAAUGUCAUACAUCUGAUCCACAACCUCUUGCGAUCUGUAAUUGAAAGAAAGAAUACAAAUCUACUGGAAGUCGUGGAGUCAUCACUGCGAAAGCUGGACUCUGAUCCCACUGAAAUAGAAGAAUUUGUGGAACAUUUUACUUUUUUGGAUGCAAUUUCCUCAAAAAUAUUUGCAUUAGAAAAAGAGUACUCCACGGUUGCUCAGCUGCAUUCUGUUGUACGGUAUUACCAGAUUGAGAUUUCAGAAGAGCAAAUUGCCAUACACAAAAUUCUUCUUGGCAGGUUUGGUCAACUAAAAACUUCUGUGAAGCUAAGCAAAACAAAUAAAGAUGCGGCUAUUUCUAGAUUCAGAGACAAUCUGGAAGCACACAUCACUGGUUUGCGAGUUGACCUCAGUAACUUAAAGGCCAAGAUAAGAACUCCCAUCCUGUUGUGCGCUGGCAGCCCCGUGGACACCGUCACAGAGAUGAUGCGGACGCUCACAGAGGAAGCUGCCGCCCUGGCGCAUAAGGCUAAGACCUACUCCAGCUACCAGAACUGCUUCGAUGACGCCCAGUCCCACAUGCACUCUCUCAACAUGGAAGAGAUCACACAGCUUGUCCUUGGGGAGGUUUCGGACAUUGAGUACGACCUCACCUUGAGGAAGAUACUGUGGGAGGUCCAAGAGGAAUGGAAGAUGCUCUUUUGGGAAUGGAGGAAUAGUACCCUUCGCAGUAUUGAUUUAGAAUCAGUCCAGAGAAACGUUUCAAAAUGGAUGCACAAAAUCCUUGCCCUAGAAAAAGGUCUACCUAAAAACGACAUGGUGGCCCAUCUCAAGCAGUCAGUGACAGAAUUUAAGCAGGAGGUGCCUAUUAUCACGGCUCUGGGAAACCCCCGUCUCAAGCCGAGACACUGGGCGGCACUCCAGGAGGUUAUCGGAAAGUCCGUUUCUCUUGACAAAGACUGUACAAUAGAGAAUCUUCUAGCACUCAAGAUGUUUCAGUACGAAAAUGAAAUUAACGAAAUCUCCACCUCUGCCACUAAUGAAGCUGCUCUUGAGAAGAUGCUGUUUAAGAUUAUUGACCAAUGGAACACGACCCCGCUACACUUAGUCGUUCAUCAGUCAGAGAUGGUGUCCAUCCUGAUAAUUUCAUCCAUAGACGACAUAUUAACUCAGUUAGAAGAGUCUCAAAUCAUACUUGCAACAGUUAAAGGAUCUUCCUCUCUCGGGCCCAUUCGGGAUCUUGUGGAUGAGUGGGAUCAGAACUUGACUCUCUUCUCUCAUACUCUUGAGGAAUGGAUGAAUUGUCAAAGAAAUUGGCUUUAUCUUGAACCAAUCUUUCAUUCUGUAGAAAUACAAAGGCAGCUCCCAGCAGAAGCAAAACUCUUCUCUCAUGUGAUUUCCAUGUGGAGAGAAAUAAUGUUAAAAAUACAAAACAAACUGGAUGCUUUGCGAAUAACCACCUCUGCAGGAGUCCUUGAAAUUCUGCAAAAUUGCAAUACCUGUCUUGACUAUAUAAUGAAAGGUCUGGAGGACUACCUUGAAAUUAAAAGAAUGAUUUUCCCAAGAUUUUACUUUCUUAGCAACGCUGAACUCCUUGAUAUUCUAGCUGAUAGCGGAACUCCUGAGUCUGUACAGCCUCAUCUUGUGAAGUGUUUUGAAAAUAUAAAACAAUUACUGAUAUGGAAACAAGAAAUCGGACCUCCUGCUGUGAUAAUGCUCAUAUCUGCUGAGGGGGAGACUCUUCUGUUGCCCAAGAAAAUUCGUGUAAGAAGUGCUGUGGAACAGUGGCUGGUGAAUGUAGAGAAGAGCAUGUUUGAUGUGCUGAAAAAGUUUGUAAGUCAAGGGGUCGAAGACUGGAGCUGCCAGACUUUUUCUACAUGGGUGGUGUCUCAUCCAGGACAAGUGGUCCUCAUGGUGAGCCAGAUCAUGUUUUAUAAUGAUUGCAUCAAAAGUUUCGUGAGUUCUCAUUCAAGAGCAGAGUUGGAGAAGGUCCAUGCUGGCGUGAUCCAUCACCUAGAAGAGAUUGCUGAGCUGGUGGCGCUGGACACCAAUAACUCCCGCAUGCAGGUUGUCCUGGGAGCAUUGCUCACGCUCCGCGUGCACUGCAGAGACAUCGUGAGAGAUUUACUGCUGAAAGGCAUCUCCAGUGUGGGCGAUUUUGAGUGGACGAGGCAUUUGCAGUAUAAAUGGAAUGACAAACAGAAGUUGUGCUACGUGUCUCAAGGAGAUGCCAGCUUCACGUAUGGCUACGAGUACCUGGGCUGCACUCCCCGGUUGGUUGUUACGCCCCUUACUAACAGGUGCUGGCUCACCCUCACCGGAGCACUGCUCCUGAAUCUUGGAGGUUGCCCUGCGGGCCCUGCCGGCACGGGCAAAACGGAGAGUGUCAAAGAUCUAGCCAAAUCCUUAGGCAAACAUUGUGUGGUCUUCAGCUGUUUUGAGGAUUUGGAUUAUAAGAUAAUGGGAAAAUUCUUCUUUGGACUGGUGCAGUCAGGUGCGUGGUGCUGUUUGGAUGAGUUCAAUUGGAUUGAUGUGCAGGUCCUCUCGGUGAUUGCCUCGCAGAUCCUCACAAUCAAGGCAGCAAAAGACAGCUAUUCUGUCAGGUUUGUACUGGAAGGAAAAGAAAUUCGUAUCAACAUGUCUUGUGCAGUAUUUGUCACCAUGAACCCUGGGUACAAAGGUCGAGUAGAACUCCCAGAUAACUUAAAGUCUCUGUUUCGCCCUGUGGCAAUGAUGGCCCCCCAUUAUCAAAUGAUUACUGAAAUUAUGCUGUUUUCACUUGGUUUCAAAUCUGCAAAAUCACUCUCUGGAAAGCUGGUUAGCGUUUAUGAAUUAGCUAGUAAGCAGCUCUCACAACAGGAUCAUUAUGAUUUUGGCUUGAGGUCUCUGAAGACCGUUUUAAUAAUGGCUGGAAAGAAGAAACAGAUGUUUAAAUGUAACACCAACGACCAUCUUUCUGAAACGGAUGAGACUCCAAUCAUUAUUGAGGCUCUGAGAGAAGCUAGUUUGCCAAAAUUUCUCCCUGAAGACGUCCCACGUUUUGAAAAGAUUAUAGGAGAUAUUUUUCCUGGAGUGGCAGUUUCAACAGCAAAUCAGAUUGCCUUGGAGAAAGCAAUAUUUAUUGCAACACAACAGUUGGGCUUACAACAAUGGCCAGCUCAGAAAAAGAAAAUCAUACAGUUUUAUAAUCAACUUCAGGCUUGUGUUGGUGUGAUGUUAGUAGGUCCAACAUGUGGAGGAAAGACAACAGUCAGAAGAGUUUUAGAAAGAGCAUUAACACUAUCACCAGUUGAAGACUUCCUAUCAAGUAAAGAAAGGGAAUCUAUUUCACAGAUUCCAGGAAGAAAAGGAAAAGUAGAUAUUUGUGUUUUAAAUCCAAAGUGUAUCACUGUUGGUGAACUAUAUGGACAACUGGAUCCUAAUACUAUGGAAUGGACUGAUGGAUUAUUAUCAACAGCAGUUCGAAAUUAUGUAUAUUUUAACACUGCAAGGAACUCAAAGAAAGACAGCGAUUUCAGACUGAAAUCAAGAAUCUCAGAUGCAUCUAAUGUUUUCAAACUCGAUUUCUCUGAUGCAGCAGAUACUGAUGUUAAUAUAUUUGAGAAGGAGGAGGGGAAAGAUGUUAACAUUCCAGAAAGUCAGGACUACGAUUGGCAGUGGAUUAUUUUAGAUGGUCCGGUGGAUACGUUCUGGGUAGAAAAUCUAAACUCUGUGCUGGAUGAUACCAGAACAUUAUGCCUGGCAAACAGUGAGAGAAUUGCCCUAACUAAUAAAAUACGAGUGAUUUUUGAAGUGGACUGUCUCUCUCAAGCCAGUCCUGCUACUAUCAGCCGAUGCGCAAUGGUCUAUAUGGAUCCUGUUGAUUUGGGAUGGGAGCCUUAUACGAAGUCAUGGCUUUUGAAAACUUCUAAAAUUAUGAGUCAAACAGGAGUGAGUUGUCUUGAAUUCAUGAUGAAAAAUAGUGUUGCAGAUGGACUACAGUUUAUAAAGAAGUAUCAGAAAUAUCAGCCAUUUCCUGUCCAAGGCAUAACGAUCGUUAUAACUCUGUGCAGAAUUCUUGAUGCUUUCUUUGACUUCAUGGGUAAAAAUGGAGGCUUUGGAAAAUGUGAAGAUUUGAAGGACAUUUUAACUGAGGAGAAAAGUUCUUCACAUUCAAAAGUUUCUGUCAAAUUCAAGAGUAUAAAAAAGAGAGCUGAAAAUACAUGGUAUCUGGAGAAGAACCCUGAUAAAUUAAAAAUUAUGCUUCAAAAGCUCUUCGUGUUUGCAUUUACUUGGGCGUUUGGAGGAACUUUAAAGCGUGAGGAUGAGCAUGAAGAUGACACAGUACUGUAUCCGAGCCACGAGCCUGAUACUCCUGCCAGAGUGACCUACGAUUUUGACAACCUUGUGCAUGAAUUAUUUGAAAGCAAUCCACAUAUAGGCAUCAAUCUACCAUCCGGUAAACGUUCUAUCUUUGGCUAUUUUGUGGAUUUACAGCAAUGCGAAUUCAUACCAUGGUCAGAAUUACUUCCUAGUAUUCAGACACUAAUUCAAAAAGGAACAUCAGUACUAGUGGACCCUGAAGGAUCGAGUGAAAACCUCUUGAAGAUCCCAGAAUUUGGAGAGAGCAUCAGUCAUAUUGCCACCAGAGAUACAGUGUCCCUUUCCUUCCUCAUAAGCCUUCUUUUAAAGAAUUUCUGCCCUGUACUUCUCACAGGAGACCCUGCUGUUGGGAAAACCAGUGCCAUUAAUGAAAUGCUUCAGAAGUUGGAGGGCCCUGGAGCACUGGAUGUGAAAUAUGGCUCCAUCUUAGGAGAAGUCCUACUAUACAAUGAAAUUAAAAAAUCAAGGUUCCUGAAGCAGAAUAUCAGCAUCUUGCUUUCUGAAACCCACAAGACAGCCACUGGAAGUCGAGAUAAGCCUAUUAAAAAGCCAGCAGUCAGAACUGAUGAAAGUUCAUUGAAAAGUGAUAAGAAAGGAAUUAUAGUCUCAACAGUAAAUUUUAGUGUCAGUACCACAGCUGCCAAAGCCAAGGAGAUGGUCCUGAAGAAAUUAGUAAGAAGAACCAAAGACACUCUUGGAGCACCAAAGAACAGCAGGAUUGUCCUGUUCAUUGAUGAUCUGAACGUACCGGAACCAGAUAUGUCCGGAGCUCAGCCACCCCUGGAACUGGUCAGGCAGUUACUAGAUAUGGGAGGUCUGUACAACACUGAGAAGAACGCUUGGAAGAACAUUCAAGAUCUUUCUCUAGUGGCAGCCUGCGGCCCUGCAGCAGUCAGGAGGCACGUCAGCCCGCGUCUCCUCAAACACUUUUCCGUCCUGGUGCUGCCUCAUCCUCCACAGAGCGCCCUGCGCGCUAUUUUCCAGGCUCAUUUGGGAAUGUAUUUCUCCAUCAAUAACUUCACAUCCAACGUUCAGAAAAGUAAGGAUCAGAUAAUAUCUUGUUCUCUCGCUGUCUACUAUCAAGUAUGUCAGAACAUGUUGCCAACCCCAGCAAAAUGCCACUACCUCUUUAAUCUCCGAGAUAUCUUUAAGCUCCUCCUGGGACUGCUGCAAGCCGAGAAGGUCGUCGUUAACUCCAGACAGAUGGCGGCUCUGUUCUUAGUUCACGAAGCCACCCGAGUGUUUCACGAUCGCCUAAUGGAAUAUACCGAAAAAGGGCUUUUCUAUCAACUUCUCUCAAAGGAAAUUGAGAAUUAUUUUCAGAUUCAAUGGACCAAAGAAAAACUGAUGAACGACUCAAUUGUAUUUGUGGAUUUCUUGGAUAUAAACAAGCCUCAUAGGAAAAAGAUCUAUCGGAAUACCAAUGACUAUAAUAGACUUGCCAACGUGCUGAAUGAAUUCCAAAAGAAGUUGAGCUCCACGUCUUUGGAGAUUUUUCAUUCCAUGGUGUUCUUCAAGGAAGCCAUAGAACACAUCGCAAGAGCUGCGAGGGUCCUUCGGCAGCCAGGGGGUCACAUGUUACUGAUUGGCACAGACGGCUGUGGGAAGAAGACCUGUGCUGCUCUGGCCUGUUACCUGACAGAGUGCCAACUAUACCGGGUGCCCACGUCCCACAAUUAUGCCUACAUCGAAUUCAAAGAAGACUUUAAAAGGGGCUUCAUUCAGGCAGGAUUGGAAGGGAACUCCACUGCUCUGAUAGUUGCUAGUUUAAACCCAAAGCAGGAGUCGUUUUUGGAGGAUUUGAACAACAUUCUCAAUUUGAGGAAUAUACUUGACCUGUUUGAAAACGAGGAGCUGGAUUCCAUUGCACUAAGGAUGAGAUCUUUUGCUGAACAGUCUGGUUCCAUUGAUAACAGGCAGUCUCUACUUGCAUUCUUCCAAAAGAGGAUCCAUAAAAAUCUUCAUAUUUUUAUGACCAUGAGUCCCGAAGGACCGACCUUUCGCCAGCACUGUAGAGCCUAUCCUUCUAUGAUUACCACCUGCACAAUCGACUGGUAUGAGAAGUGGCCAGAAGAAGCUCUCCUUGCCGUAGCCAAUUCUUUCUUAAGAGAAAAGGUGGAUUUAAAGAACAGAGAGAACUUAAAAGAAAAACUUGCCCCAAUGUGUGUCCAAAUCCACAAAAGUAUAAAAGACUUGAACACAAAAUACUUCCAGGAAAGUAGGCAUUAUUACAUCACUCCCAGUAGCUACUUGCGGUUCCUGGAUACGUUUGCUCACAUUUUGAGGUCACGAGAGAAGGAAAUGCAAACAAAGAGGAAUCAUUUUUAUAUGGGUCUAUCCAAGAUCCUGGAAGCAACCACUCUUGUCACGGAUAUGCAAGAGGAUCUCUUGAUUCUUGGCCCACAGAUAGAACAAAAAACAAAGGAAAAGGAAGCCCUAAUGGAAAAACUGGAGAAAGAUUCACAAGUGGUGGAGAAGGUCCAGAUGCUUGUUAAACAGGAUGAAGAAAUUUUGGCCGAAGAAGUAAGAAUAGUGGAAGAGUAUGCUCAGGAAACUGCCCAUGAAGUAAAAAGCGUGCUGCCGGCUCUAGAAAAGGCGGUCGUGGCUCUGAGCGCCCUGGAUAAAGCGGACGUCGCUGAGCUGAGAGUGUACACGCGGCCUCCCUUCCUCGUGCUGACCGUCAUGAAUGCAGUCUGCAUUCUUCUGCAGAAGAAACCUAACUGGGCUUCAGCAAAGUUGCUUCUUUCAGAAACUGGUUUCCUGAAAAAACUGGUUAACCUUGACAAGGACAGCAUCCCCGAGAAGGUUUUCACGAAGCUGAAAAAAAUUUUAAUCUUACCUGAUUUCAACCCAAACAAGAUUGCUCUCGUUUCUGUUGCCUGUUGCUCUAUGUGCCAGUGGGUCAUAGCUUUGAAUAACUACCACGAAGUACAGAAGGUGGUGGGCCCUAAGCAAAUCCAAGUAGCUGAAGCUCAAAAUGUCCUCAAAAUUGCACAACAAAGGUUGGCCGAGAAACAAAGAGGUUUGCAGCUGGUUGAAGAACAUCUGCUGUUUUUGCAAGCAGCCUACAAAGACGUAGUUGCUGAAAAACAACUCUUAGCCAACAGAAGAAAACUGGCCACCAAGCGCCUGCAGUGUGCAUCUAUCCUACUAACCAUGCUGGAGGAUGAGAAGACUCGAUGGCAAGAAACAAUCAAUCAAAUAGACAAGAAGUUGGAAGGAAUUUUGGGCGACAUACUUAUUUCUGCAGCGUGCAUUGUCUACACUGGAGUGUUAACAGCAGAAUUUCGCCAGUUAAUUGUGAACAAAUGGGAGACUCUUUGCCCUAAAAACAACAUUUCUUUGUCUCCUAACUUUUCCUUAAUUGAAAUUAUGGCACAAAAACACGAGAUCGGCCGAUGGCAUUCUCAGGGGCUCCCCCUUGGUCAGUAUUCAACCGAGAACGCCAUCCUGAUCAAGAACGGCCUGCAGUGGCCGCUGCUGAUUGACCCGCACAAGCAGGCGCACAACUGGAUCCGGCAGAUGGAAGGGCCCCGGCUACAGGAGCUCUCCAUCAAGGACAGCGGUUACAUCCAAACAAUUGAAAAUGCUAUGAAAACAGGAGGGAGUGUCCUCUUGCAGAAUCUCCCUGAAACAUUAGCUCCAAGUUUGAAGGCAAUUUUGAAGAAGGAUAUCCAUCAGAGAAGAGGACAGUAUUUCAUAAGGGUUGAUGAUUCUGAGAUUGAAUACAAUUCCAAAUUUAGGUUAUACAUAGCUACAGAAAUAGACAACCCCCAUUUUCCUCAGUCAGUGUAUAACUUUGUUACAAUGAUCAACUUCACCGUAACAUUCCAAGGUUUGCAAGAAGAGCUCCUAUCUACCAUAUUAACUCAUGAAGUUCCUUCCUUAGAAAAUCAACGUCUCCAACUAUUGGAGAGUAUUUCCCUCGAUGCUACAACCCUUGAAGAACUAGAGGAAAAAACGUUGAAUGUACUGCAGAACGCACAAGAAUGUGUGUUAGAUGAUGAGGAAAUCGUAGACAUCUUAAGAAAAGCCAAAAUGACUUCAAAUGAAAUUUCAAAGCGCAUCAAAGCAACAGAAAAAGCAGAAAGUCAAAUCCAAGAGACGCGCAAAAGCUAUCUCCCCAUUGCUACCCGAGGUGCCCUGCUCUACUUCCUGGUGGCCGGGCUCGCCCAGGUCAACUGCAUGUACCAGUUCUCCCUAGACUGGUUUCGCCAAGCAUUCAUUCAAGCAGUAGUCUCUGGAAGAAAAGAACAAGAAGAACCUGGAUCCAAAAGGGAGAAGAUGUCUCUGAAGAAAAUUCGUGAUACUACAAACCUCUCAAAAGAACCGAAGUUAGAAAGUGAGGGAAAUCUCUCCCAGAGACAUCUUAAAAAUUCAAUCGAUGUGUUAACAAGAAGUAUUUUUAAGGUGGUCUCUUCAGCUCUGUUUAACCAACAUAAACUGUGCUUCUCCUUCCGGCUCUGCAUCACAAUCAUGCAAAAUAACGCUAAUGGUGAUGACAUCGGGUCCCUACCAGAUGAAGAAUGGGACCUCUUCCUACAUUCUGGCAUGUUGAUAAAUAUUAAAGGUAUAAUGCCCCAGGUCAAACUUAAUAGCAUGUAUGAGACGUGCGGCGGUGGGCAUCUGCAGUGGGUGUCGGAAUCCCAGUGGAGACAGUGCCAGUAUGUCAGCAGUGAGCUCAAGCCCUUCUAUCUCCUGUGCAAAUCCCUGCUGUCCAACGUGCCCCAGUGGGAAGCUUUCAAAACCAGCCAGGCUGCCUAUUGCCUGAUGAGCGUCCCUUUCCCUCCAGAAAGUGCCUCAGUGGAGGAGAGUAAGAGAUCACCGAAGGAAACUGAACUUCUGGAUAAAAAGGAAGAAGUAUGUAGUCCUGUGAAUUUCCCCUGGGAGAAACUCAGUGCAUUUCAGAGACUUAUUUUGAUAAAAAUUCUUCAACCAGAACAUUUGAAGAAUUCAGUGAAAAUGUUUAUAACUGAAAAAAUGGGAAGUGAAUAUGUUCUCAGAACUGGAAUUAAUUUGAGAGAGUCAUAUAAGGAAUCCAAUGCCAGAACUCCGAUAAUACUUAUUCACUCCCAUGGGACUGACCUCACCAACACUGUCCUGAAAUUGGCACAAGAGUUAAAAGGAGGAACAAGUCAUGUGACCAUUAUUUCCCUGGGCCGCAGCCAGGCUGCCAAGGCAGAGGAGCUCAUCAUGAAGGCCCUCCCCAGAGCCGCACAGUGGGUCUUCCUGCAGAACUGUCACCUUGCAACGUCGUUUAUGCCGAGGCUGUGCACAAUCAUCGAGUUAUUUAAUAGCCCAGAUGUGACAAUAGACCCUGAGUUUAGGCUGUGGUUAAGCUCAAAAUCGGACAGUUCUUUCCCAAUUCCAAUUCUUCAGAAGAGUUUGAAGAUCGCAGUGGAAAAUCCUCAGGGACUGAAAAGUAACUUACUACAGACCUUUGGAUAUGGUGGGAGCGGAGAGGUAACAGAAGAGAUACUUGAAAAACCUGACUGUGGACCCUCGUGGAAAAAACUUUUAUUCAGUUUAUGUUUUUUCAAUGCUGUGAUCAAUGAAAGAAAAAAUUACGGAAUACUGGGCUGGAAUAUUGCUUAUAAAUUUAGUUCUUCGGACUUGGCGGUCUCCAUCAAGAUUUUGGAACAUGCCCUGAGCACACAGUCCAGUAUUUCAUGGCCAACACUACACUACCUGAUUGGGGAAGUGAUUUACGGUGGCCGGGUGACCGACACGUGGGACAGGCGAUGUUUGAACACCCUUCUCUACAAAUUUUGUAAUCCUGAAGUGCUGAGAGAGGACUUCAGUUUCUCCAGUGAUGAAAGACGUCAGCCAGUGCCCAAAUCUGCGAGCAUCAGGGACUGCAUACACGUCAUCCAGUCCUUACCUGACGACGACCCUCCAGAGCUCUUAGGGCUGCACCCCGAGGCCAUACGAGGCUGCAGGGAGAUCCAGGGCCAGAAGUUCAUUGACAGCCUCAUCGUUCUGCAACCCAGAGCCACCACUGCAAACCUCAUGAUCAGUCAUGAGCAGAGUAACGAUGAACUGGUGAUGGAAAUUUUAUCCGACAUGAUAAAGCGGCUGCCAAUGUCUGUGGAGAAGGAGGAAUGUUCUGGAACUCCCAGCACCUUGAAGUACAUCAUGUCCAGCCCCAUUUGGGAGUCUCUUUAUAAAGGUAUCCAAGGCUAUGAUCCCCUUAUCCAUUGCGCCUUGCUAUCCUUUCUGAGCCAAGAAAUUGAACGGUUUGAUAAGUUCUUAUUGGUUGUGCAUAAGUCUUUGAAAGACCUUCAACUUGCAAUAAAAGGGGAGAUCAUCCUUACCCAAGAACUGGAAGAAAUAUACGACUCUUUCCUUAAUAUGCGAGUACCCAUGCUGUGGCAGAAACAUGCCUACAAGUCCUGUAAGCCCCUGAGUUCCUGGGUUAAUGAUCUCAUCCAGCGAGUGAAUUUCUUCAAUACUUGGGCCAAAAUGGCUUACACUGCAAUACAUCAUCGGUAUAUGAGAUUUGUCACAACCUGGAAGCAUUCCAUUCCAUCACCUACCCAAACCCCCACAUGCCCUGAAGAUGAGCACAGUGAUUUCUCUGAAGGAUUUCCUGCAAGAUACUGGCUCCCAGCUUUCUUCUUCCCACAAGCCUUUCUUACUGCUGUGCUUCAAGACUACGGAAGGUCCCAAGGAAUCUCCACAGACACCCUCACUUUUACCCACCACGUGACCUCGGACACCAGUGACAUCAGAGAUGACGAGUUCUCCAUAAUCAUCCAAAAGAAACUCAACAUCGCCAGGAGGGCCUUUAAGGGCACAGACAGCACACACAUGGGAGUUCACAUUUUUGGUUUAUUCAUCGAGGGGGCAAGGUGGAAUCAUGAACAAAAAGUCCUAGAAGACUUGCCGCCUCGUGAGCUGUGCUGUGAUUUUCCGGAAAUCUACUUCUUGCCAACAAAGAUUUCUACUGAAAGAGCAAAUGCUUCUGAGCAGACAGAUUCCGAGCUCUACACGUUCGAAUGCCCCAUCUAUCAGACACCUGAGCGGUCAAGAAUUUUGACAACCACUGGCUUACCCUCGAACUUUCUAACCUCUGUGUAUUUAUCCACGAAGACACCUCCUAGUCACUGGAUCACAAUGCAGGUCGCGCUGCUGUGUGAGAAGAAUGAGAAAUAA
Molecule: messenger RNA, 13923 nt
Organism: Neomonachus schauinslandi (Hawaiian monk seal)
Lineage: Eukaryota; Metazoa; Chordata; Mammalia; Carnivora; Phocidae
Gene: DNAH14
Product: dynein axonemal heavy chain 14
Exons: 87
Coding region: 1-13923 (4640 amino acids)
Biological process (GO): microtubule-based movement
Cellular component (GO): dynein complex
Molecular function (GO): ATP binding; minus-end-directed microtubule motor activity; dynein intermediate chain binding
Source: RefSeq, a predicted model, not a curated record